AUGGCCUGGCUCACCCGCGCCCUCUUCCUCCUCUCCCUCCUGUCCCACCUCCAGCUCCUCACCCUCGCCAAAACCUCUGACAAAAAACCCGCUGCCGCCGCUCCCAUCGCCGGUGCCGGCCCCAAAGAAGACCUCGCCUACGAAGAAAUCGACAAAUUCCAAAUUGUCUACGCCUCCAACGCCACUUUCCCCAACAGUAUCCCGCCCACCGACGGCUGGUGGUCCUCCCCCCACUGCCUCCAAUCGACCUACUGCAUCUACAUCAACCCCACCCUCUCUCACAACCGCGGCAUCGUGUUACUCACCAAACCCACCGACUUCCAAAAGAUCUCACGCCUCGACCACCACCUCUCCGCCGCCACCGACCGCAUCGAAGCCCUCACCCCCGAUGGCUCCGCUCCCUUCGAGGAGAGUUACAUCCUUUCCAAAGGUCCCGGACUCACCGCUACUAUGCAACUGAGACGGGGUAAACCACUAGCUUUAGCGGCGCCAGUGUUGCUGGUUCACAAGGACUUUUUCGGUGAUAUCUGGCGGAGGUCGGAGCGGAAUAAACUCCUUGAGCAAGCAGUCUCCUUCCUCCCGCCUGCGACUCGGGAAAGGUUUGAUCGUCAACGCACCCUCUCCCUUGGCCCCAGUCCGGACGGGAAGGAUGGGAAGGGAACGAAGAGGUCGAUUGAGCAAAUCCUCCUCGCCUCCCCCUUUGAAAUCGAUCUCGGCUCUAACAGCUACACCCCCCUCGGCGCCGGCGGGCAAGAAUCGCAAGCAGAUCACUCAAAGCAUUACGUCAACUACCCUUCCCUGUCCCUCUUCACGCAUUCGUGCCGGCCUAACAUCGCUUUCCACAUCGACGGUAACUUGGCGCUGAAGACGACCGUUGCGAGGAAGGUUAGCCCGGGGGAGGAGUUGAGCGUUGCUUAUGUUGAUCCGAUGAAGCCGAGGAAGGAGAGGCAGGAGUGGGUUGGGAAAUACCGUCCCUCCUCUGGAUCGGGAUCGGGAUCGGGAGAAGAAUCGGGAGGAGGAGGAGGGGGGUGUCCGUGUCCUGCUUGCUCUGGCCAUUACCCCUCUGUUCUAUCGAAGCAGCAUGGGCAUCCACAUACUUCUUCACCUGCCGAAGAGCUGGCCAAAUCUGACGCUCGACUCACUGAGUUGGAGAGUAUCCGGUCUGAGUUGCGCAACCACGAGUCCCGUAAGGUGACGCCGGAGAUGAUCGAGAAAUUCAUCAAGUUGCAUGUGGAAGAAGGGCUGGAGAGCAAGAUGGCGGAGGCGUACGAGUUGGCGGCGACGAACUAUAAUUAUCUUGGAGAGGAUAGGAAGGCGAAGAAGUAUGCGGACUUGGCGGUGCAGGCGGCGAGGAUUGAGUACGGACGGGAUGCGAACGAUGUGAUUACUAUGAGGAUCAUGGCGGGGGAUGUGAGGGGGCAUUGGAGCUAUCAGUAUAAGGUU
This is a messenger RNA of Neurospora tetraspora, 1443 nucleotides long. RefSeq lists its product as uncharacterized. Gene Ontology annotation, molecular function: protein binding. NCBI's taxonomy places the organism in Eukaryota, Fungi, Ascomycota, Sordariomycetes, Sordariales, Sordariaceae. The transcript has a single exon. The record is from RefSeq and is a predicted model, not a curated record. The annotation marks the transcript as partial.